AUGCAGCGCUUUAGGAGCUCGGCUUGGCGACUCUUUGACCCGCUUUGCAGCGGUGCGGCGGGGAUGCGAAGUGGCCACCCCACAGCAGCUCGACGGCCUCUCAGUUCGGGGCAGGAGCCCUUGAAGAAAACACCCCUGUUUGAUUUCCAUCAGAGCCAUGGUGGGAAGAUGGUGUCCUUUGCUGGUUGGAGCCUACCUGUGCAGUACCAGGACAGCCACAUUGAGUCCCACCUGCACACCCGAAGACAUUGCUCCCUAUUUGAUGUAUCCCACAUGUUGCAGACCAAGAUAUUUGGUCAGGAUCGAGUGAAGUUGAUGGAGAGCUUGUUGGUUGGUGACAUUGCUGAACUAAAGCCAAACCAGGGGACACUGACUCUUUUCACCAAUGAAGAAGGCGGUAUCAUAGAUGACCUGAUUGUGACAAACACAUCUAACGAGUAUCUGUAUGUGGUGUCCAAUGCUGGGUGUCGAGAGAAGGACAUGGCCCUCAUGCAGAACAAGGUAUCAGAACUGAGAAGUGCUAGCUGUGAUGUGAAUCUGGAGGUGAUUGAUAAUGCCUUGUUAGCCCUUCAAGGUCCCUCAGCGGUCCAGGUGCUGCAGGCUGGGGUGUCAGAUGACCUUUGGAAGCUGACCUUCAUGACCAGUGCCGUGAUGGAUGUGUUUGGAAUACCUGGCUGCCGUGUGACACGCUGCGGUUAUACCGGGGAGGAUGGUGUGGAGAUCUCGGUGCCAGCAGAGAAGGCCAUCCACCUGGCAGAGGCACUGCUGGAGAAUAAGGAGGUCAAGCUGGCAGGGCUGGCAGCCAGGGACAGCCUGCGGCUGGAGGCAGGUCUGUGCCUGUAUGGGAACGACAUAGAUGAACGUACCACCCCUGUGGAAGGAAGCCUAGGCUGGACCCUGGGAAAACGACGCAGGGCUGCCAUGGACUUCCCUGGUGCUGCCAUCGUGGUCCCCCAGAUAAAAGGGAAAGUGGCCCGUAAGCGUGUGGGGCUGACGUCUACAGGAGCACCUAUUCGCCAGCACAGCCUCAUCAUGAACACAGAGGGAGCUGUCAUUGGGGAAAUCACCAGUGGCUGCCCCUCUCCGUGCCUGAAGAAGAAUGUAGCUAUGGGUUAUGUGGAUGGAAAAUACAGUAAAAUUGGCACCCAGCUGUUGGUGGAAGUACGGAAGAAGAAGCAGGAGGCAGUAGUUAGCAAGAUGCCUUUUGUGCCCACCCGCUACUAUACCUUGAAGUGACCUGACCCUUCGAGGUCAUCUUCUUCCUGCCUUCCUUUACGGUUGAAUGAGACACACAGCACAGCCCUCCCUAUGGUUAGUUGGUAUUGUCUGGGAGAGGGAGGAAGUCCUAACUAUUAAGUGGAUAGUGAGCAGUUCUUCCAGGGCCUUCUAGAGAAAGAUGGGUAUAGAAGUCAGGGGCUGGGGAGGGAAGAAAAUUUGAGGCAGCACAAUGUUGAAGGAACCGUGUUUGGAGUUGGAGGACCUAGGUUUGAAUUCUGGCUCUGCUAAUUAUUCUUGAUAUGACCUUGGCCAAAUCACUUCUCUUUGAGCCAGUUUCCUCUGUUGUCAAAUGAGGGAUAAUUGUCCUGGUGUCACCUACCUCAUGUACCUAUUGGGAGGAAAAGUGCUUUGUAAAUCUUAGAAUGAUGCAGAAAUGGGAUCUAUGGUUAUGAUAAAGGUAGUCCAGUGGUUAUGGACCAAAAGAUUGAGCACCCAAGGUUGGGGAAGCCACCUUAAGGUGUCCUAGAGGUGGCCAGGAAGGCAUGAAGCACCACCCUUCUUUCCACAAGGAAUCUUGCUCUGUGAGUGCUGACCAAAUGCCAGCUGCCAUCUCCCAUGUUUUUAAACACUCAACUCAGUUUUCUGGGCUAGAGGAUAUUCAAAACUUUUAGAUAAAGCAAACUGCAGAAUCUCAGAGAGAAUCUAACCCAAAAUGGUACCUGAAGUAUGCAUCACAUCUCUAACAUUACCAAACCCUAGGCCUCUGCUUGAAGAGUGGAAGCCCCAUUCACUUUUUGAUAAGCCUUCUGUGUUGAGAAUUUUUUCCUUGUAAGUCAAAAUCUGCCUCUACAACUUUACCCUUACCCCAUCUUAAUUCUGCCCUCUGUGGCCAAGAUGAACAAGUCCAAUUAUAGAAUCACAGGGUUUAGUGCCUUGAGCAUAACAUACUUAAUAUUUGCUGAAUAGACUUUAUAGAGACUAGCUAAUCCAACCAGUAAAUUUCAUGAACUGAGGGACAGAGAUUAAUUCUUGUCUUGUGAUUUUCCUUCUCUUCUCAGUUUACCUUCCUAGUUACAUGUUAUAUAACUUAUAGUUUGCCUUCUCUGGGCGUACAUGUUAACUCAUUUAUUCAUUCCUUCAACCAACAUUUAUGAAGCCUGUACUGUGAAUAGAGACUGCUGUGCUCUGGA
Phascolarctos cinereus (koala) is the source of this 2408-nucleotide messenger RNA. RefSeq names its product aminomethyltransferase (gene AMT). Gene Ontology annotation, cellular component: mitochondrion; glycine cleavage complex. Lineage: Eukaryota; Metazoa; Chordata; Mammalia; Diprotodontia; Phascolarctidae. Gene Ontology annotation, molecular function: aminomethyltransferase activity; protein binding. Gene Ontology annotation, biological process: glycine catabolic process. The record is from RefSeq and is a predicted model, not a curated record.